Molecule: messenger RNA, 1489 nt
Organism: Acanthoscelides obtectus
Lineage: Eukaryota; Metazoa; Arthropoda; Insecta; Coleoptera; Chrysomelidae
Source: the annotation of a GenBank genome assembly
AGAUACGUGAUACCCGUGCGGUGCCGUUUAUACGGUCAGUCUGAUAAUAUUGGCGUCCACUGAAUGACGAUUGCACUAAACAGAUGCUCAAAUUAGAAAUACUUAUGUGGACAUCUUUAAAUUACAUAGACAGAAACAAGAAUCUUAUGAACGAAAGCGCACUUCUCUCCAUUGAUUGUGUAGUAAAGUAUUUAUGAUUUUAAAACUUGGCAACGUGGCGACAAAAACACCACUUUGAUGCGGCUCGUCUUAUACCGUAAUAACUAAUUGUGACUUUCAUAUGACGCGACAGGUGACAUUCAGUGCUGUUUUGUAGAUGUUUUGUGGUGGUUGUGUAUUACCAAAAAAGCAACAAACCGAAUUUGAAAAUAUUGCUGAUUUUUCGUUUGAUCUACCAAAAACACUCGAAGUUUAACUCAUUUAUACAACAUAUAAUACUUAAAAUGGCAAGUAGCAGCAAAAAACCUAUCUUUCUAGAUGUGGAUUCAAGUAUAGUGGAGAAAAACCUUCGCUUUGCGGAAGAUCCUACCGAUGAAUUUAAAAAGAUAUUUGAGGAGCCAUUGCCUUAUCCUUCGAAAUUGGUGCAACCAACACCAGGUUUUUGUGUAAAGGCCAGAGAAGUGGCAGGACAAAAAGUAUUUGUGAAUAUCUGCAAAACAGAAGCUAUACCGCCACCAAAAGAAAUAUCUGUAAAAGAAUUGCACGAAAUCAUAACAUCGGAGUGUCCUGGAGAUUAUAGAGUACCAAUGAGUAUUGGAGACGUAAAAUCAGAAAAGGAUAACAAAGGACAACAAGUCAAAGUUAUUGAUGUCGCGAUACAUCCAAGCUUCUUUCAUAAAGUCGAUACAAUUGAGGAGUUCAAGAGCUUCUUUAUAGCUGUGGUAUUUUCUGGGCUAGAAGAUAAAUACAAGAUAAUUUUUGAAGAUGAGAAAAUACUUUUACGAAACAAAAGGGCAUUUGGAAAACUACAGCAACAUAGGAUUCAACAAAGAGAGGUUGCUCAAAAAAUGCAAGAAGCCCCAGGACAAAAGUCACUUAUUAGUGAACUGACAGGGGAAACACCGACAAAGUCUAAGGUGAUGAUAGAGACGAUAUCGAGUACAGAAACUCCAAGAAGAGAACCAAUGUAUAGGUUGUUCAAAAAGAAAGUCGGUCAAAACUGUCUUUAUGGAGAAUUUAAGUUACCUGAUGUGAUUUCUGCAAACGAAGUAACCUUGGACGUCGGUGAAGAUAGAAUUAUUUUGGAGUCAAAAGCUAGAGGCUACCUCUUAGAUAUUUUUAUUCCUUACAUAGUUAAACAAAAGGGUUGCACUUCGACGUUUGAUAGGGCUAGAAAGACAUUGACACUGGUAAUGCCACUUGUUGGGGGAUAAAAGCUUUCUUGGAACGUUUCGUCGCGGUUCGAUAUAAAGUAUAAGUUAAUAUUACGAAAACAUGUAUGCACUGUUAUAAUAUAUAUAUAUAUAUAAUAAUAAAAGAGUGAAAUGCU